AUGACUAAGCCUGUUCUCCGCGAGGCCACAGUAGCCACAAGCGCAAGAAACAUCAUCGACUGGACAAGGACAAAUUCAACGAUCGUGAUGACGGACAUCACGCCCCUCGUCAACGAGCUCCUCAAGGCCCAUGGCACCACGGCGAUUCCAUUCAGAUCCCUAGCUGGGACUGGGGAAGCACAGCGGCCUUCAACAGAGACGGUAGAUGAGUUUUUGAAGGAGGCGUAUAGAAUAAACUCCCAUAUAACCUCCCUCCUCACCUACCUAAAAUCUAUCCGACAAUCGUAUCUCUCCACUACCACACCGCGAGCCCCGUUCCCCCACAAUGGCCGCUCGCAUCACCACCCAUCAUCAUCAGCAUCCACAGCCCCCAAACAACCACCAGCCCAAAAACAACAUCUAACCGACACAGACCGCGACACAAUCGACUCCUCCACAGCCCUCGUCCUCCGCGACCUCUCCAGCUCAAUCGCCAACCUCGCCUCAGCCGAAACCCUGCGCCAAGAAAUGCAGUCGACACUCCUGCGCAAGAAAUUCGGGCUCGAUUUUAAGAACAGCGCCCUGUGGAAGUGGGCUGCCGGUGGUGGUCAGGUAGAAACCAGUGGCACGGGCUCGUCAGAGCAGAGACGACUGGAGGAGACGGAGAGGACGUUGAAAACGAUACGGGAGAAUGUGCUAUGGUGGUUGCGAGGGCGGUUGGAGGGCGUCGCAGAGGUGCAGAGGGGAAUGGUGGAAAAGAGGAUUGAGCGGAUUAAGGAGAAGGAGAAGAGCGUCUUGCAUAAGAUGAGUAGCGUCCCCGGGGUUGGUGCAGGUGGUUUCGGGCCAGGCAGUGACGGAGGAGGGUUGUCGAUGCGGGAUCGUCCGACUGCUUCUGAUAUCCUGCCAGAUGUGAUUGACGAGAAAGAGAAGGCUGAGAUUGAAUCAAAGCUGUCACCGGAGCAGCUGCAGCUAUUCGCGCAGGAGAACGACGGACUGCUGAAGCAUUAUGAAGAUACGCUGGGUAAAGUAAAGACUGCCGAGAAAUCACUUCUGGAGAUUUCCUCCCUGCAGCAGACGCUGGUCAUGCAUUUGUCCACGCAGGAGGAUUUCAUCAACCAGCUUGUCUCGGACGCAGCCAAUACGGAGACCAAUGUAGGGCAAGCCAAUAAAGAUCUCAAGCGGGCUACCGAGCGGCUGAGUACCGCCCAAGCAGUUUUCUGGGGAACCGUUGGGCUGUGUACGUGGUUGAUUAUUUGGGAUGCGAUAUUUUGA
Molecule: messenger RNA, 1251 nt
Organism: Histoplasma mississippiense
Lineage: Eukaryota; Fungi; Ascomycota; Eurotiomycetes; Onygenales; Ajellomycetaceae
Exons: 4
Coding region: 1-1251 (416 amino acids)
Biological process (GO): retrograde vesicle-mediated transport, Golgi to endoplasmic reticulum
Cellular component (GO): endoplasmic reticulum; SNARE complex
Source: RefSeq, a predicted model, not a curated record